Sander lucioperca (pikeperch) is the source of this 3425-nucleotide messenger RNA. RefSeq names its product collagen alpha-3(VI) chain-like. Lineage: Eukaryota; Metazoa; Chordata; Actinopteri; Perciformes; Percidae. The record is from RefSeq and is a predicted model, not a curated record. The transcript is spliced from 6 exons. The coding region runs from base 71 to 2860 and encodes 929 amino acids.
UGGGGAGGAAGUAGCCAAGAGCCUUUUAAGCCAAACAGCUGGGGGCAGGGCCGACGAGGGUGUGCCCCAGAUGUUGGUGGUUAUGGGUGCUGGGCCGUCCACUGAUGAUACUGGUGCCGGUGACCGGGCCCUUAAGAGGGCCAGCGUUAUCACAUUCGGCGUGGCGAUUGGUGACACGGCCAGUGCAGAUCUGGAAGCAGUUGCUACAGAUAAAAGUUUUGUCCUGUCAGCCCCUGAUUUCAGAACAGUGGCGAGCACGGGUGACCAGCUGCUCCCAUUCAUUAACGGGGUGGUCCAGCGCACCAUUAUAGUUCAGAACGAGUUCACAGAAGUCUUGGCAGUUGGACCCCGAGACAUCAUUUUCCUCAUCGACAGUACAAUGGGUGCAACGCUUAUCAACUCUGUGCGAGAAUUCAUCAAGCGUUUCGUCAACAUCAUGCCAAUUGGUCCAGAUGGAGUUCAAGUGGGUGUGGCCCAGUUCAGCAAUAUCCCUCGACUUGAGAUGGAUCUCAACUCUUAUGGAUCCAGGGAGGAAUUAACUGCUGCUUUGGGCUCUAUCAAACCGAGACCGGGACAGACAGUCAACAUUGGAGCAGCCUUGGACUUUGUGCGGACGAAUAUGCUGCGACCUGAGAAAGGCAGUCGUAUUCAACAGAGGGUACCCCAGGUUUUACUGUUGAUGACCAGUAAAAAGUCAAGUGACAGUGUGGAAGCACCUGCUAUAGCCCUGCAGCAACUGGGAGUAUUGACUCUAGCUGCGGGUUCCAAGACUGCGACGGAGAACGAGCUGCAGCAGAUUGCCUUUGAUGACACUGUUGCGUUCUAUUUGAAAGACUUCCGCUCACUGCUUCACUACCCAAAGGCAAUUGUCGAUGCACUCUCCACUAUAGCUGGGGUGGUGGUGACUGGAGGACCCACUGAGCCAGUGAUGGAGAUAACCACAGUGCAGACUCAAAAAGUGGUUCGAGACAUUGUCUUCCUUGUGGAUGGAUCAAACUACGUUGGCAGCAGUAACUUUCCCUAUGUGAGAGCUUUCAUCCUCAACGUGGUCAACCAGCUGGAUGUACGUCCUGACAGAGUCAGGAUUGGUCUCCUGCAGUUUGCUGAGAGCCAAAAUAUUGAAUUUCAUCUGAACAGCUACAGUAGCAGGCAAGAUGUUGUGAAUAAAAUCUCUCAACUCAGGCUGACUGGAGGCUCAGUUUUGAAUACAGGAGCUGCCAUGAAUUAUGCCCUUGCCAACAUGUUCCAGCCAUCAACUGGGUCACGUAGGAAGCAGGGAGUCCAGCAGGUGUUGGUUCUGAUCACAGGUGGUCCAGUCCAGGAUCAGGCUAAAAACGCAGCUGACAAAUUGGCUCUUGCUGGUGUUUUGACCUUCACAGUCAGUUCUGGGCAAGCAGAUGAAGCCCUAAUGAGAACAGUUGCCUUUGUUGAAGAUUUGGCUUACCAUGAAACAAGCUUCUCAAAUUUGCCAGCUCUGGCUGAACAAAUAAUGCCAAAGUUGAUAACAGUGGUUGGUGAUACAGAUGUGACAGAAACAACAUUCCCUGUGGAAACUGUCUUGGCAGUUGGACCACGAGACAUCAUUUUCCUCAUCGACAGUACAAUGGGUGCAACGCUUAUCAACUCUGUGCGAGAAUUCAUCAAGCGUUUCGUCAACAUCAUGCCAAUUGGUCCAGAUGGAGUUCAAGUGGGCGUGGCCCAGUUCAGCAAUAUCCCUCGACUUGAGAUGGAUCUCAACUCCUAUGGAUCCAGGGAGGAAUUAACUGCUGCUUUGGGCUCUAUCAAACCGAGACCGGGACAGACAGUCAACAUUGGAGCAGCCUUGGACUUUGUGCGGACGAAUAUGCUGCGGCCUGAGAAAGGCAGUCGUAUUCAACAGGGGGUACCCCAGGUUUUACUGUUGAUGACCAGUAAAAAGUCAAGUGACAGUGUGGAAGCACCUGCUAUAGCCCUGCAGCGACUGGGAGUAUUGACUCUAGCUGCGGGUUCCAAGACUGCGACGGAGAACGAGCUGCGGCAGAUUGCCUUUGCUGACAGUGUUGCGUUCUAUUUGAAAGACUUCCGCUCACUGCUUCGCUACCCAAAGGCAACUGUCGAUGCGCUCUCCACUCUAGCUGGGGUGGUGGUGACUGAAGGACCCACUGAGCCAGUGAUGGAGAUAACCACAGUGCAGACUCAAAAAGUGGUUCGAGACAUUGUCUUCCUUGUGGAUGGAUCAAACUACGUUGGCAGCAGUAACUUUUCCUAUGUGAGAGCUUUCAUCCUCAACGUGGUCAACCAGCUGGAUGUACGUCCUGACAGAGUCAGGAUUGGUCUCCUGCAGUUUGCUGAGAGCCAAAAUAUUGAAUUUCAUCUGAACAGCUACAGUAGCAGGCAAGAUGUUGUGAAUAAAAUCUCUCAACUCAGGCUGACUGGAGGCUCAGUUUUGAAUACAGGAGCUGCCAUGAAUUAUGCCCUUGCCAACAUGUUCCAGCCAUCAACUGGGUCACGUAGGAAGCAGGGAGUCCAGCAGGUGUUGGUUCUGAUCACAGGUGGUCCAGUCCAGGAUCAGGCUAAAAACACAGCUGACAAAUUGGCUCUUGCUGGUGUUUUGACCUUCACAGUCAGUUCUGGGCAAGCAGAUGAAGCCCUAAUGAGAACAGUUGCCUUUGUUGAAGAUUUGGCUUACCAUGAAACAAGCUUCUCAAAUUUGCCAGCUCUGGCUGAACAAAUAAUGCCAAAGUUGAUAACAGUGGUUGGUGAUACAGAUGUGACACAAACAAUUCCUGAGGAAACUGAUGUUGUUGCUGGAGCUGAAAGAGAUGUUGCCUUUCUCAUUGAUGGCACAGAAAAUGUCAGAAGAGAUUUUGCCUACAUCUGAGAUUUUAUCGUUAAAGUCUUUGAACCAGUUGAUAUUGGAAGUGUAUUUUCUGCCUUUGCAUCCAAAGCCAAACUAUUUUUAAAUAUGUAAAUGUAAAUGUAAAUGAGUGUUUGUCACUUGUGGUAAAAAAAAACUGAACAAGACCGGUGUGCAGACAAGAAAGGGUUGCUCUGGGUUUUUUUUACGGAGCAGCCACAAACACAAUAUAAUCAUCACAGUCAAAAUGUCACCAGCUUUCAAUAGUAGGCCCUUUAUGUAGCCAGCAGCCUGCUGCAGGUUAUUGAAUGUCGAACAGCUCGACUCACAGCGUGUAACCGCCCUUCCACUAACAUCCAGUCAUAUCUCUGAGCUUCUUUCUGCUUCAUAUAGUCAGUCACUGGUUGACUCUUGUGCACACACUUACUUGCUGAGACUUCUUGAGGAAAUGGGACAACGGGGACUCAAAGCGGUGUUAGCAGGAGAUACUAAACACUGGGGAGACGCUGCUUCACUGUUUACAAAGCUUUCAAAUGUCUGUAAGGAAACAUAAAGAAUUGUAAUCUUUGUGCAAUAAAUGUUCAAGCCA